Dujonia railenensis is the source of this 879-nucleotide messenger RNA. NCBI's taxonomy places the organism in Eukaryota, Fungi, Ascomycota, Pichiomycetes, Serinales, Debaryomycetaceae. The record is from the annotation of a GenBank genome assembly.
AUGUACCUCAUUGACGAGAAGAAUCGUCUAAAAGUUGACAUAUCACCUUCUCAGACAUCGGUUACUGGUGACUUUAAAAGAGUUACCGAUUACAUUGACUAUAAGAUAAUACCACCGUUUUUAAUACUGAACCUGGGCCUUGAUAUAUAUUCAAAUUCAGAAGACGCCGAGUCAUACUUUAAAGACACAUUGGUAAAACUUGCCUUGCACACUCUAAAACCUAUUGCAUUAACCUUUCUGUCAGUAAAUGACAAUAAUAUUCAUAUCGCUGUUUACCUUCAUAUUGAUUCACUCAAACUCAAAUGUUGCAUAAUUGACUUUAAUAUCAUAUCAACCUUGAUUUCAAUUCCUUAUAUAAAUAAAACUAGUUUCAUAGAGAAGGACGAUGUUUCUUCUUCUUCUACGAUUUCAGUAAUGGCGACUGGUACACCUUCUAUACCAAAUACAUCUAUCUUUGACAAGGUACUUUCAAGGAGGAAACAACUGCAAAUACAGCUGCAACUGCCCCAGAACCUGUUUAUAAUGUCCCCUGUUCAAUCUAAAACGACUGCACUUUCUUCACAAAUACUUACAACGAACGAGCAAAUAACCCAGGCAAUUAGCAAGCUUGUUCUUUCAGGUUUAAGACUCAGAGGACUUUCAGGAUUCAUCAGCUCUACCUCUCAAGUUUCAAACGAAAAGCUUGCAGUAAGAGAAAUUUACCAAAUGACACAGCAAUGCGCUAUCUUUGCUGUCAGGAAGUUCAACUAUGGAUUUAAUAAACAACUGCACCUGCAGCAACUAAGUCCUGUUCCAGUUCGAUUAAAUGACAUCCAAGAUAUAGUAGAAAACUUGUUACUGGUGUUUAUAGACAUGGAAGAGUCGGCUACCACGACUUAA